Molecule: messenger RNA, 1907 nt
Organism: Pyrenophora tritici-repentis Pt-1C-BFP
Lineage: Eukaryota; Fungi; Ascomycota; Dothideomycetes; Pleosporales; Pleosporaceae
Source: RefSeq, a predicted model, not a curated record
ACCGCCACGACCUCCACUUGAAAUAAAAGCCCACCUCACCGCUCUCUCUUUCUACAUCUCCACACUCGCCGUGCAGAGGAUAAUCAACUUACCCUUCCUCUUCACAAUCAACUUCAUACACAAACACACAAAAUGAAGUACGCGACAGUUUGCGCCACUCUCUUUGCGGCCCUUGCGGGUGCGUCCGAUGUCAAGCAGCUCAAGACGGACAACUUCAAGAGCUUCAUUGAGGAGAAUGACCUUGUCCUUGCUGAGUUCUUCGCACCAUGGUGCGGCCACUGCAAGGCUCUUGCCCCCGAGUACGAGACGGCUGCUACUACACUUAAGGAGAAGGACAUCGCUCUUGUCAAGGUUGACUGCACCGAAGAGCAGGACCUGUGCCAGGAGUAUGGUGUAGAGGGUUACCCCACUCUCAAGGUCUUCCGCGGCCUCGAGAACAUAUCGCCAUACGGCGGUCAGCGCAAGGCCGACAGCUUGAUCUCCUACAUGACCAAGCAGUCCCUGCCCGCUGUCUCCGAAAUCACAAAGGACACCCUCGAGGAGUUCAAGACUGCCGACAAGGUUGUCCUCGUCGCCUACUUCGCCGCCGACGACAAAGCCGCCAACGAGACCUUCACAUCGGUCGCCAACGGCCUCCGUGACAACUACCUCUUCGGUGCCACCAACGACGCUGCGCUCGCCAAGGCUGAGGGCGUCAAGCAGCCCGGUCUCGUUCUCUACAAGUCCUUCGACUCCGGCAAGGAUAUCUUCAAGGAGAAGUUCGAGGCGGACGCUAUCCGCGACUUCGCCAAGAUCGCCUCUACCCCGCUCAUCGGCGAGGUUGGCCCCGAGACCUACGCUGGAUACAUGGACGCUGGCCUUCCUCUUGCAUACAUCUUCGCCGAGACUCAAGAGGAGCGUGAUGCGUUUGCCAAGGAGCUGAAGCCUCUCGCUCUUAAGCACAAGGGCAAGAUCAACUUCGCUACCAUUGACGCCAAGUCUUUCGGCCAGCACGCUGGUAACCUCAACCUCAAGGUCGGCACAUGGCCCGCCUUCGCUAUCCAGACCACCACGAAGAACCAGAAGUUCCCCUAUGACCAAGAGGCCAAGAUCACCGAGAAGGAGAUUGGCAAGUUCGUCGACCAAUACCUCGCCGGCAAGCUCGAGCCCAGCAUCAAGUCUGAGCCCAUCCCCGAGAAGAACGACGGUCCCGUCACCACCAUCGUUGCCCACAACUACAAGGACGUCGUUCUUGACAACGACAAGGACGUCCUCGUUGAGUUUUACGCUCCUUGGUGCGGUCACUGCAAGGCUCUUGCUCCCAAGUACGAGGAGCUCGGCCAGCUUUACCAGACCCCUGAGUUCUCCAAGCUUGUAACCAUCGCCAAGGUUGAUGCUACUGCCAACGACGUUCCCGAUGAGAUUCAGGGCUUCCCUACCAUCAAGCUCUUUGCCGCUGGCAAGAAGGAUGCUCCCGUCGACUACUCCGGUUCCCGCACCAUCGAGGACCUCAUUGAGUUCGUCAAGGAGAACGGUUCACACAAGGUGUCGGUUACUUACACACCCAGCGAAGAAGACGCUACCAAGGACGCCGAGGCUAGCGCUUCGUCCGCUACCGACAAGGCUGCCUCUGCCGCAUCAGAGGCUACCGAUUCUGCCAAGUCUGGUGCCGCAGCGGCGACCGACUCUGUCAAGUCCGCUGCGUCAGAUGUCAAGGAUGAGUUGUAGAUAGCGGACUCUUGGUUUCUUUGGUUAUGCCGGCGCUUUCAUGUGUACCAUUACCCCCUUUCAGCAUUCGAGAAGUAUUCGUAUUUGCUGAGGUAUAUGAGUAUAAAAACAGUCAUGGUUAUAUGAGAGGAAUGAUUAGGUCCUUUCUUUAUUAUGGCUUGGGUAGCACUUAGCUAAUGGAGUUCCGGAUUGUUACUUCA